Auanema sp. JU1783 is the source of this 1041-nucleotide messenger RNA. Lineage: Eukaryota; Metazoa; Nematoda; Chromadorea; Rhabditida; Rhabditidae. The record is from the annotation of a GenBank genome assembly.
AUGAUGAAAGUUGUAUGUGUUGUUGUAAUUCUUCUAACAACAGUAUAUACUUCACCUGUUAACGAGAACAAACACGAAUCAAAUGCACGACCAGUUCGUGAGACAUCAUCGACAGAUGAAAUCACAGAACAGGAUAAGCAAGCCUGUGCUGAAUUGCGUUUAGAGUAUGUUAAAGUAUGUGCAAUGGCUGGUCAGCACUUACCUGAUGAAAAAGAAAGAGAGUUUUGCGCUGCAUUCGAGAACAUUUGCUUCCGGAUUCCCAACUCAGAACCUGACCAAGCCACUAUGCCCAAGGCUCUGAUAAAGGAACUAACUCCAAUGACGUCUUCUAAACUUUCCCAUGAUCUUGAAACCUUUCCAUCCAAAACGACAACAACUACAACCGCAAAACCGAAACCCAAAAUAGACAUCGAAGCAUUCUGUCGUGAUUUCAAAAACCGUUAUCUUUUCGUUUGUCCAGAUCCAUUCCGGUUCGGCCAAAAGGCCGUUGUUUUCUGCCCUAUUUACUCAGAACGAUGCCAUGUUCCACUGCCAGAUAGACCAGUAGUUCCAACAAGAAAACCUCCAAAAAGCCGACGAGGUGGAUCAGCUGUUGAACGAUUAUGCAGAAGCUAUCGAGGAUUUGCUGAUUCCUACUGUAAUAACUCACUCCUACUAUCUCAACCACAAUAUCGCGAAGGUUGUGAAAAAUAUUGGAGAUUCUGUACCCAUCGUGGGAAUCCUACGUAUCAAUCAGAAGAAAAAAUGAAAUUGCCGCGGUGGGUUUACCUUUUACUAGUGGUCGUUCAGUGCAUCUACGCUCAAGGUCCAAUUGCUCCAAGGCACUAUUAUGGAGCUCAUCAGGGUAAUAUUCGAUCAGGGGUUGUUCCAUUCUGGGGUGGCGCUCCAGUUGUCAACCAAGGAACACUAGCUCCACACGUUUGUGGAUUCAAUGCUUAUACAAGAAAGUGCAUGGAUCCAGAAAAUAAUUGUCCAGGAAGAUGCAUGAACUUCCGAUAUACUUACAACGUCUUGUAUGACUGCAGAUGUUUAGCAUUAUGA